AGUCUCUUCUCAAAGGCUGUUUCACAGUGAAAAUAUGCUCAGUGCAGCCGAGUGCAUGAAUGAAAAAGCCUCUGGUACCUUCUAGUCUGGCAAAAUGCAGCACAAAACUCAACUUACUCUGUCCUUUCUGCUGUCCCAGGUUCUGCUGCUUGCAUGUGCUGAAGAUUUAGAAUGUGUCCCUGGAUUCCGGCAAAAGGCUUUUUAUAUUGAACAGCCAUUUGAAUUCACAGAGGACCAGCCAGUCCUGAACCUGGAAUUUGAUGACUGCAAGGGGAAUAACAAAUUGAACUUCGAAGUUUCUAACCCAGACUUUAAGGUGGAACGCGACGGGUCUUUAGUUGCGCUAAAGAAUAUAUCAGAAGCUGGCAGAGCCUUGUUUGUCCACGCGCGGUCUGAGCAUGCUGAGGAUAUGGCAGAAAUUUUGAUUGUUGGAGCAAAUGAAAAACAUGGUGCAUUAAAGGAAAUCUUUAAGAUAGAAGGCAACCUUGGAAUUCCACGACAAAAAAGGGCUAUUUUGGCAACUCCAAUAUUAAUUCCUGAAAAUCAAAGACCACCAUUCCCCAGAUCUGUUGGCAAGGUCAUCAGCAGUGAAGGGACAGAGGGAGCAAAGUUUCGACUCUCUGGUAAGGGAGUAGAUCAAGACCCAAAAGGAAUUUUUAGAAUCAAUGAGAUCAGUGGGGAUGUCUCCGUGACCCGAGCCCUUGAUAGAGAAGCAAUUGCCAAUUAUGAGCUUGAAGUUGAGGUCACAGAUAUAAGUGGGAAAACCAUCGAUGGUCCAGUCCGCCUAGAUAUUUCUGUUAUUGAUCAAAAUGACAACAGGCCAAUGUUCAAAGAAGGACCCUAUGUUGGUCAUGUCAUGGAGGGAUCCCCUACAGGAACGACUGUGAUGCGUAUGACAGCAUUUGAUGCUGAUGACUCUAGCACAGAUAAUGCUCUUCUGCGGUAUAACAUCCUCAAACAGACACCUAUGAAACCAUCUCCAAAUAUGUUCUAUAUUGACCCAGAAAAGGGAGAUAUUGUUACAGUGGUGUCACCUGUACUGUUGGAUCGUGAGACUAUGGAAACCCCGAAAUACGAGCUAGUUAUAGAAGCUAAGGAUAUGGGUGGUCUUGAUGUGGGACUAACUGGCACAGCAACUGCCACUAUUCUUAUUGAUGACAAAAAUGACCAUCCACCAGAAUUUACCAAGAAGGAGUUUCAAGCCACAGUAAAGGAGGGAGUCACAGGUGUAAUAGUAAACUUAACCGUUGGUGACCGAGAUGACCCAGCAACCGGAGCAUGGAGAGCUGUCUACACAAUUAUUAAUGGAAAUCCAGGGCAGAGUUUUGAAAUCCAUACCAAUCCCCAGACUAAUGAGGGAAUGCUCUCUGUUGUCAAACCUUUAGACUAUGAGAUUUCGGCAUUUCACACGUUGCUGAUCAAAGUAGAAAAUGAAGACCCACUAAUUCCAGACAUAGCCUAUGGCCCCAGUUCCACGGCAACAGUUCAGAUCACUGUUGAGGACGUGAAUGAAGGCCCAGUUUUCCACCCAAACCCAAUGACAGUGACAAAACAAGAAAACAUCCCUAUUGGCAGUGUUGUGUUAACGGUAAAUGCCACUGAUCCAGAUACUUUGCAACAUCAGACUAUCAGGUAUUCGGUUUACAAGGAUCCAGCAGGCUGGCUAGAAAUUAACCCUACCAAUGGUACCAUUGGCACCACUGCUAUCCUGGAUCGGGAAUCUCCUCAUGUUCAGAAUAACAUAUACACUGCUCUCUUUCUGGCAAUAGACAGUGGUAACCCUCCCGCUACAGGUACAGGAACUUUACACAUCACCUUGGAGGAUGUCAAUGACAAUGUCCCGUCCCUGUAUCCAACGCUGGCAAAAGUUUGUGACGAUGCAAAAGAUCUCAGGGUAGUGGUACUAGGAGCAUCAGACAAAGACCUUCAUCCCAACACAGAUCCAUUCAAAUUUGAACUGAGUAAGCAAUCUGGCCCAGAAAAAUUGUGGAGAAUCACCAAGCUUAACGAUACUCAUGCCCAGGUCAUCCUGCUUCAAAACCUGAAAAAGGCCAAUUACAACAUCCCAAUCUCAGUGACAGAUUCUGGAAAACCGCCUCUGACUAACAACACAGAACUGAAAUUACAAGUGUGUUCCUGCAAGAAAUCCAAAAUGGACUGCAGUGCAACUGAUGCCCUUCAUAUCAGCAUGACCCUUACCCUUCUUUCACUCUUCAGUUUAUUUUGUCUGUAAGAACUCCUGACAUUUGAAGCUGUCCUACCGAGUUGCCGUGGCAACGAGAAAAAAGAAAACAUCAGAUAUGAAGAUUGCAGUUUACAGUUACUGUUCCUCACUACUAGGCCUCAGUUGCUCCAGAUUCAGUUUAAUUUGCAACCUCACUUAAUCUGUCCGAUUAUACAUUGGUGUUUGACAGCCUCUACCCUAACCUCCGUUUAUUAAUGGAUUCCUCUUGCAAGACGCAAGGUUUAUGCGAAUUUUCUCUGAAUGUUAAAAGACCAUGACAUCUAAACUGGACCUUGGGGGAGCAGAAAACAGAUUGACUCCAUUUUUUUCUAUCUAUCUGUUGACUUGUUGCUAUUCAACUGUUCAGAAAAUAUUUUGUCUGUGGGUUAGUAUUUGUAUAUGUAUGAGUGUAUGUAUAUAUAUUUAUAUAGAGAGAAGAGUUAUAAGACAGGUUUAGCUUUUAUAAAAUAUUCAUCUGGAGUGUGCAAGGGACAAAGCAGAAUAAUACAGCCACAGAUGAAUUGUAACUAUUCUACCAUGGCUAAACCUACUGUAUUUGCUGUUUAUAGUGUGGCCAGAAGGAGAGAGCCUAUUGCAAUCAUACCACUACAACAGCCACUUUGUUGACACCAAAUAAAGCAGGCCCAGGGCUCCGCAGUGUCACUUUUGUACCUCAGGUUCAGCAAACAAGAAAUGCAAGUCCCCCUGGCUUGUUUCUGAUCUGAACUGCUUUCCUUAUGCCCCAGACGGAAUUUACGAUCCAGCAGGAGCACAGCGCUUUGCUCCCCAUUUCAGUGGGAGCAGCGCUGGGAGGUUCUGCAAAGCGCUGAUUUGUGAGAAAGCAGGAAGCAGCCAGCUGCGACCGGCACUGUAUGGGUAACGAUUUACAGCAAUGGGAGUGCUCGGCCUGAUUUUAAAGGGGCUAAAGUCAGCUUCGUUUAUGUUCCUGCAGAUAAUUUUUUGCUGGGGCAGUUUACAAAAUGUAAGUCAGUCUUUCAUCAGCUCUGCAGACGCGGUUAAGUAGGUAGAAGUCUGCAUACGAGAAGCUGGUUAGAACAGCAAAAGCAAAGUAUUUCUCAGAAGCUCUGGUCUCUCUCUCAGCCUCUAUGCAGCUGUCAUUACACAUGUAAGCGCAAGGAGGAAAACAGAUACCCUAUUCUAUAAAUAUAUUCACACACAUAUAUAUAGUUUUGAAUAUAUAUAUAUACAUACACACACACAUGUACACACAGUUUCCAGUUAAGAGUAACAAGAGCAUUUCUUUGUGUGUGUAAACUUACCACACUUGUUUGCAGACAUGGAAAAAAAGGGUGUUCCUUAUAUAUGAAUCUGAAUCCUUUUCUAUUCUGUGAGCAUGUAAGCUUAAAAAAACCCUUCUAACUGUAUCAAGAUGAUCAUCUUGUUAAUAAAUUGUAAAUGAUCCAUCAAAGCUCACACCAAAUUUUUAUAAAAUUAACACAAAAAGUAUACUAGUGACAGACUGUGGCUUUUAUUAGAGCUUGCCAGUAACUAGGGUAAGGUAAGUGUCUUAGAAUAUUUUAAUAAACUUGCUUAUUUAAAGUUUAAACAAGAAAGCUUCCUUAUGCAAUAGAACUUUGCAGCUGCAUUCCUUAGUUAGCAUUUUUACAGUACUUAUGAGUCAUACUGUAUGUUGUCUUUACUACAGUGAGAUUAUGAGCAUAUCUUCCACACCAUGUAUAUGUUUCAAUAGUAAAGCUUUUUGGAAGCAUUAAAAAGUCCAAACAUACAUUUAGUUUUCCAUAAUGCUACACUAGAUAUUAAAUGUGUGUUGGUGGUUAAAAAUUGCUGUACAAUAGCUUUUCUCUGACUUCCUGUAUUGUACCAAAUAUGAAACAGGUCUUUUGGGUUUUUUUUUAAUCAAAAGGAGUAAUAACAACAGCGACAGAGGAAAAAUUAGUUUGUGUUGUGAACUUUCCUAACAUUGUAGAUUUCUUGAUAAGAUACAAGCUGCCUUCAGACAGGAAUCUGUUUUUCUCUUCCAGCUUAACUCCUGCAGCCCUGACCAGGUAAAAUCUCCCGCUGACCUUGUUUCUCUUGCAGCACGCUCUAGGUAUUUCAAUUACCAAAGUGGUACUUUGAGGUUAGUGGCAGUUUCUGUUGAGCGAGGGCUUCAGGAGCGGGCUGUUAGGCAGCUGCAGGCAUUUAAGCAGGAAAGUGCCUGAUCUCAAACAUUAACAUGGGCCUGCUUCUAGUUCUCUUUCUCUGCCCAUGCCUUGUAAUAAUCAUAUGCUGCUGCUUUAUCAAUCAACAAUCAUGUAUUUUUAAAAAAAAAAUAUAUAUAGUUUUCAGGUGAAUUUUUCAAAAGGAAAAGAAAUCAACAAAUGCAUAACACCACUGGAUUUUCAACAUAUGUAUCUAAUGAAUGCAUCCAAAUGCACCCAAAGAUAAACUGCACCCUAUGCUUUGAUCUACAAAACCUCUAUCUUGAAUAAAAGAAAUUCUAAUAUCCUCACCCACAAGUACUCUUUUUCUACUUACUUUCUUCCUCUUUCUAUCCAGCAAAACCCACCUCUGGAAAGACACCCAUUGACAUUAAUGUCAUUUCUAUCAAGUACCAGAUAAAGCCACCCUUUUCUCAUUUAAACGAAGGCUCACAUAGCAGCUGGUGGAUCAUUUCAAGGGCAUCCAAAAUGAGCAACAAAGAAAAAAAUCGCUUCUGCGUGGAACUACGCUAACAACGGGAAGACUCUUUCUACCACUUUGUGCCCAAGGACAAGAGAUCUUUCUUCUUGGAUAAUACUGCAACCUUUUGACAUGUAGAGAGGUCAGUAUCAUGGCUGAAACUCUGAAUCAAGAUGCAUCAAAGCCUUCAUUCACCAUUAUCACUUUAUUUCUGCGCAUAGAUUAAAGCCUCCCAGCCUUCAUGUGUGUGUCUAGGCUUCAGACAGAGCUAAUCACUGGACUACCUAAGCAUGCAAAGAGAAGAUGAAGCCGCCAUGUUAAUGUUUCUCCCUCUCUGUACCUGAGAACAACCUCCAUUUAACAAGAGAUUGUGGCACUUUCUGUAGCAUUAUACAAGUGAGGAACCACAUUAGAAUCUGAGUUUUCCUACCUGAGUAAGAUUGUUGGCUCUGGCUCAAAAAGUGAUGCCCAUUUCCUGAAACAAAGGAGCAACAAUGAUUUAUUAGUUUUCCCACAAUAUCAUGAAAAAGUAGAGAAGUUACAAAAUUGGUUGUCAUCUUUUUGUAGUUAAUUAUGUUUAACAUUUGUUCAGCCAAUCUUGCUGUUUUUAUAGCAUAGCACUUAUUUCUACCUAGCUAUUUUGGUCACUACAAUGUUUAUUUCAGUCUAUGUUUGUAGACAUACAAUGCUGUCUGGCGUCAGAAAGGCACUGAACUUGUUGAUUUUCAUUUUGUAACAUGCAUAAAACUUCUUGUGCAAAAAUUAUUUCACUUGAAAAGAGUAUCUGCUGUUAAAACACAAAUUGGGUAUAGCAGUUAAUCAGUGAGAGGAGUUUAUUAGCAAGACAAAGGUCUCAUUUGGGGUGUGCUUGCUAAUGGAACCCUUGUCUGUACACCUCAUGUGUGUGCUUUUACAAUAUGCCUAUGUGCAUUUAUUAAUGUACAUUUUGUUCAGUAACUGUAGGUCUGAAGAUGAAAACAAAGGGAAAUGAGCUGAAUUUCCUACUGGGUAUCAAGGAAAAUUAGGUAGGAUUGGAACACUGGCUAAUACACUUUCUGAGCCCUGUUCUCAUCACAUUUACACUGGCGUAAAUCAAAAAGCAACCCCAUUACUAGAAUUGUUUAAGAUUCAGUUAAUCAUAUUUAGAUGAAUUUUUUCAUCUAAACCUCCCCACAUAUUGCUUUUACUGGUCUGCUGUGAACAGUAAAGCAGCAAUAUUUGUCACAGGAUCAUUGAGUGCUUAUGUAUUAUCAAAAGUCAGUCUUUUGUGACAUACAGAGAAACCUACAGCUUAGAUGCCUCCCACAGAUGACUCACUUCCUUCGCCGACCACUAUGAUGUGUCUCUAAGGCACCCAGCAUAAUUUAGUUUAGCCUUCAUUUGAAAUGGCUGUGGCCUGUAGUCAAAUAAUGCGUCCUGGUCUCUUGGGUAGUCAUUUAAGUUAGGGAUCGCUAUAAUAGAAACCUCAUUUAUUACAUUAUGGACUUACAAUCAGUUUGUAGGGCCCUACCUAAAUGUUUUAUCACUACAAAAAAGACAGGCAUAUGUUACAUUAACAACUUUUACAUCAUCCGUCUUUCCUUUGCGAAAAGACCUUCCUGCCUAAAAUACUGAGAAAGCUGCCAAUUUUCUUCUCAAUUGCUACUAAUACACUCAGCCACUUGAAACACAGCAGAAUUUUGUACGCAAAUAAUUUUACAUCGCUGUUUGUUUAAAGGCUAAGUUUCAUUCUGUAUGGAUUUAAUAAUGUCUUCUUUAAUUAAAAAAAAACAAACCACAAGAUAAAUUAUAUUAAAGUCACAGCAGCUUGAGAACACUAAGUCUAAGGCAAAACUUUGAUCCUAUCUUCCCUUUAUUGCAUCUCUAGAAACUCUGUUGUCUGAGAGAUACACUGUCCAAUGCUAACAAAAAGAUAAAAAACUAAAAUAGCAAUUAUUUUCUUUCAAUUAACUCUGUGAUCUAUAAUCUUUAGAAUUAACAUGCAAAGUACAUUAGUAAUUAUCAUUAUUACUAUUCUAUUUAAAGCAGGUAUAGCUGACUAUUUUACUAUGUAAAACACAUAACCCAUUGACUACACUGUUCUCUUGCCUCACAUCAAGAUAUGCUGGCUGAUUUAUAUUUGUCCAAAUAAAAUGGAUGAUACACUCAUACACUCUCAGUGGAAAGUUACUAGUUGCACAAUUGCUAUGUGUGUGUAUAUAUGUAGAUAUAUAGAGAUAUACACAUACAUAUAUAUAAAAAAUAUAUAUGCAGAUGGAGGGAGACUAAUACAACAUGGGGACUUGGAAAAAGCAGUUUAAUUAAUUCCAUGAAUUAUGGAUGAAUACACGAGUUAAGGGACAGCAUGGGUUAUGUACGCCAAACCAGUCUGAUUUAAAGAAAAGAAAGAAAAAAGGCAAAUAAAACCACACCCUAAAACCCAGGCUUAUCCCAACUCUCACGUAUUUAUGCUACCUUUAGCUGUCCCCUCUUAACACAGUUAUAUCAUUUGAAGAUAUGGAUAAUUGUUUACCAACUCAUUUUUAGUUGUCUACGUAUCAGCAGGUCACCAGUAGUGGAAAGGGAAGGGUUUAUAGCCAGAAUUCUGCAUUACUGUGCUUUCAGUGGGACACCUAUUUGGGAAAGCUUCACCCACCCCUUUGAACAUUGCACUCCUCCUCUGCAUCAGCAAACGACUGUAUUCGAUGACUUGGGCUUAAAAUGAAUGUAGUCUAAAGACAGACUGUGUGUAUGCAUGUGCAUACACACCCUGCCUGGGACUGUACAAUAAGAGCACGUCUGGUGGACUGUGAUGGUGAAUUCAGUACAAACAAGCUGUGGUGUUACUGCCAUUUCAGACAGAACCCUCCUGUGAAGUCAUAUUUGCCCCAUAACAAACUGUCUCUUUAAGUUACCACCAAGAUAUUUUUUUUUUAAUGAUUUUCUUUCUUUUUUUAAGGUUCAAGCAAGGAGGAAAAUAUUUUGUUUGAUUUUAAAAGAUACUUAAUUCAGCUACUUUUCCAGUGAAUUGUUCCUUUGGGCCCUAGUUGCUGAAUUGCUUGCUGUUUCUGAGGUGUAAAUAAACGUUUUGAUUUAUGACGUGGUUGCAAAGAAACUUGUAAUUUAUUUGUGAAAUGCUCAAAUAAAGGAUGUAUGGGCUUU
This is a messenger RNA of Pygoscelis adeliae (Adelie penguin), 8008 nucleotides long. RefSeq names its product cadherin 13 (gene CDH13). The record is from RefSeq and is a predicted model, not a curated record. The transcript is spliced from 14 exons. Gene Ontology annotation, molecular function: calcium ion binding; cadherin binding. Gene Ontology annotation, cellular component: catenin complex; adherens junction; plasma membrane. Gene Ontology annotation, biological process: homophilic cell-cell adhesion; cell morphogenesis; calcium-dependent cell-cell adhesion. NCBI's taxonomy places the organism in Eukaryota, Metazoa, Chordata, Aves, Sphenisciformes, Spheniscidae. Bases 95 to 2233 code for a protein of 712 amino acids.